AUAUUAUGAAGAGAGAGAAGAGAAAUUGAAAAGUGGCAGAGAACUCUCUUCUCUUCAUCUAUGAUGAUGAUAUGCUGAUUGUGAACUGAAGUGUGUAGAAGAACAAGAAAGAAUAAUAGAUUAGGAACUAGAUAGAUAGAUAAAUAAAAAUAAAAAUAAAUUGAAAAUGUCGAAGAGUUCGUUUCAAAACGACGUGCCAUGGAGAGCUUCAUCUUCUUCAACAAAGCCAAUACCCAAAAUUCAUCACUCUCCAAUUCUUCGCGUUUCUCAGAAUCCCUUUUCCGAUUAUGCAAUUUCCAUCAUGAGGCAUCCAGACCCAAUAGGGGAUGGUUUGGGUGAUGACGCUAUAGUUGAAGCAGCUGGUCCUGAAUGCAUCAUACCUGGUCAAGUUACUCCCAUUAAACUACUUGGCCUUAAGGUUUGGCCUAUCGAAGUUGACCUGAAAUUUUUGGAACCAAUUGGCCGAGAACUUAAGCAGCUUGGGAAGGUCAUGGAUGACGCUGUGGAACUUAUGAACAAAUCAUUCAUAGAUCGUUGAUACGGUGGCCUUUGUGAAAGAUGAAGAUUUGGCUCGUUUUGUGUCCAGUCUCACAUACAUUUUUCCAAGAGUAAUACAAGACAGUUUUGUUCUGUACUCGUUCCCCAGCCCCAUCUUUCUUCUGUACGUCAUUUGUUUUAAUCUCUUAUUUAACUUUUUCAUUAUAGUCUAUAAAUUUGAGAAGACUUUUUUUUUAAUAAUUAAUCAUAAUGCUUACUUAAAUUGAAAGACUCAUGAGUUAACUUGAGCA
Messenger RNA from Medicago truncatula (barrel medic), 788 nucleotides. RefSeq lists its product as uncharacterized. The transcript is spliced from 4 exons. The record is from RefSeq and is a predicted model, not a curated record. Gene Ontology annotation, cellular component: chloroplast envelope. The coding region runs from base 167 to 538 and encodes 123 amino acids. Lineage: Eukaryota; Viridiplantae; Streptophyta; Magnoliopsida; Fabales; Fabaceae.